This is a messenger RNA of Tripterygium wilfordii, 3170 nucleotides long. RefSeq names its product homeobox-leucine zipper protein HDG5. Gene Ontology annotation, molecular function: lipid binding; DNA binding; DNA-binding transcription factor activity, RNA polymerase II-specific. The record is from RefSeq and is a predicted model, not a curated record. Bases 261 to 2696 code for a protein of 811 amino acids. Lineage: Eukaryota; Viridiplantae; Streptophyta; Magnoliopsida; Celastrales; Celastraceae. The transcript is spliced from 13 exons. Gene Ontology annotation, biological process: regulation of DNA-templated transcription.
UCAUAGAGUGGUUUAGGGAUCAAGCGAAGCUGAAGAGAAAAAAAGAGAGACUGUGUGGUUCUUCUUUCUUCAUUUUGCUCUCUCAAGAUCCAUACAUCAUAUUGGUGGUUUGUCGUAACGAAGCGGUGGCUUGCUGGUUAGGUUUGGUGAAUGAGACAGUGAGAGUAACUGAAGUGAAGAUCCAUCAAUCCCAGCCAUAGUUGAGAAGAAUUUGGUGUAUAUACACACACUAUCUUUAUUGUAUAUACAUAUAUAAAAAGAUGUAUGAGGAUUGCCAAGUUAUGUCUGGCAUGGGAGCAGGGAACGUGGUGUCUUCAGAAACCCUCUUUUCUUCAUCAAUCCAAAACCCUAAUUUCAACUUCAUCCCCGACAUGUCCUUCCAUCCUUUCCAACCCAUCAUCAAGGAAGAAAGUAGUGGGAUGUUGAUGAGAGGAGGGAGAGAGAUGGACAUGGAGAGUGGGUCUGGUAGUGAACAAGUUGAAGGUGAAAAAUCGGGAAAUGAACAAGAAAUCAGUGAACAACAACAACCUCCAAAGAAGAAACGCUACCAUCGUCACACUGCUCGCCAGAUCCAAGAAAUGGAAUCUUUGUUUAAGGAAUGUCCACACCCAGACGACAAGCAAAGGAUGAAACUAAGUCAAGAACUUGGUCUCAAACCACGCCAAGUCAAGUUUUGGUUCCAAAACAGGCGUACCCAGAUGAAGGCACAACAAGAUCGAACAGAGAAUGUGAUUCUUAGAGCGGAGAAUGAGUCAUUGAAGAAUGACAAUUGUCGUCUACAAGCAGAAAUGCGUAGUCUUACUUGUCCUAACUGUGGAGUGCAAGCUAUGCCAGGUGGGAUUCCCUUUGAAGAACUUCAUCUUGAAAAUACAAGACUUCGAGAUGAGUUAGAAAGAGUUUAUUGUCUUGCUUCACGGUACACCGGCCGGCCAAUGCAAGCAAUGGCACCAUCUCCUCCUCUCUUCAUACCACCAUCACUGGAUUUGGACAUGAACAUAUUUGCAAGGCAUUUUUCAGAGCCUAUACCAACCUGUACCGACAUGAUCAUGCCAGUGCCAAUGCUGCCGGGAACUUGUUCAUCCUUCCCAGAAGUCAGUUUUCUAUUGAUGGAAGAAGAAAAGGGUUUAGCAAUGGAGCUUGCAAUGUCAUCAAUGAAUGAACUUGUGAAGAUGUGUCAAGGAACUGAACCUCUUUGGAUAAUUAGAAGUGACGAGAGUGGGAAGGAAGUACUUAAUGUUGAAGAGCAUGGAAGGUUGUUUCCAUGGCCAUUGAAUAAUAUAAAGCAACAGCAUUCAAGUGAGUUUAGGACUGAAGCUACAAGAGAUAGUGCUGUUGUUAUUAUGAAUAGCAUCAAUUUGGUUGAUGCCUUUCUUGAUGCUAACAAAUGGAUGGACUUGUUUCCUUCAAUUGUUGCAAGAGCAAAAACUGUUCAAAUCGUAACGUCCGGGGUUUCUGGAGCAAGUGGUUCCCUUCAUUUGAUGUAUGCAGAAUUGCAAGUACUUUCUCCAUUGGUACCGACUAGGGAGGCGUGUUUUCUUCGCUAUUGCCAGCAAAACAUAGAGGAGGGAGUUUGGGCAAUUGUUGAUUUUCCUAUUGAUAGUCUUCAUGGAAGCAUUCAGUCUCCUUUUCCUCUAUAUAGAAGAAGGCCUUCAGGCUGCAUCAUACAAGACAUGCCAAAUGGGUAUUCAAGGGUUACAUGGGUGGAGCAUGCUGAGAUAGAAGAAAAACCAGUGCAUCAAAUAUUUAGUCAAUUUGUUCACAGUGGAACAGCAUUUGGUGCACAGCGCUGGCUAGCAGUCUUACAGCGACAAUGCGAAAGGGUUGCUAGUCUAAUGGCCAGGAACAUCUCUGACCUUGGAGUGAUACCUUCUCCGGAGGCACGAAAGAACUUGAUGAGGCUUGCGCAGAGAAUGAUUAGAACAUUCAGUAUGAACAUAAGUACUUCUAGUGGUCAAUCAUGGACAACACUAUCUGAUUCAUCAGAUGACACUGUUAGAAUUACUACAAGGAAGAUCACUGAGCCUGGACAGCCCAAUGGAGUCAUUCUUUGUGCAGUUUCCACUACUUGGCUUCCCUGCCCUCACUAUCAAGUCUUUGAUCUCUUGAGGGAUGAACACCGUCGAUCUCAGCUUGAUCUUCAUCCUAAUGGGAAUGCGUUACAUGAAGUCGCUCACAUUGCCAAUGGCUCUCACCCGGGAAAUUGUAUCUCUCUCCUUCGGAUCAAUGUUUCGAGCAACUCAUCGCAUCAUGUGGAGCUGAUGCUGCAAGAGAGUUGCACCGAUCAAUCCGGUAGCCUUGUUGUGUACACAAACAUUGAUGUGGACUCAAUCCAGCUCGCGAUGAGCGGUGAGGAUCCGUCCUUCAUUCCUCUCCUCCCACUAGGGUUUGUCAUAGUUCCAGUGGAAUCAACCACUAAUAACGACACCACAAGUGAUGGCAACAACAACAACAAAUCAUCAGAAGAUAUAAAUACUGGACACAACUCAUCAGGGUGUCUAUUAACAGUUGGAAUGCAAGUCUUGGCCAGUACAAUCCCAACUGCGAAGCUGAAUCUGUCGAGUGUUACUGCCAUUAACAACCAUCUUUGCAACACAGUGCACCAAAUCAAUGCUGCUCUUGGUACUACUUCAACCGCGUCAGGUGGAGUACUGGUGGAUUCGGGCAAUGAGGCUGCAACAACAAAUAAUAAGCAAUAGUAUGGCCAAAUUACCUAAAAGCUCCCUAUUUCUUUCCCUGCCAAGAGGCGUAUUUAAUUCUGGGUAAAUUAAAGUCAAAUUUGGCGUGGGAAGAGUGGGGAUUUUAUGGGUAAUUUGGUGGUAGUAGUAGUAGUAAUAGUACUUUUGUAGGUAAUGAAAUUAAUGAACGGUAGGUGUGUGUGUGUAAAAUGAAUGGAUAUGGAAGGGCAAAAAUGGGACCAGAAAGUAUUUAAUUCAAUAGAAGGAGUCAAGAGCGCACCAGAUGUCACCCAUUGCUUUUAAAGAGACUGGACGGCCUAACCACUAACCAGUUAGGCAUGCAAGGCAAGGGUGUUGGUUCGGGUAUUGACUUCUCCUUAUUUAUUGUCGGCCUCUAUUAUUCUCUGUUUUUUUUUUUUUGGGAUUAAAUGCCAUGCAGGAUGUGUUUUGUUAAUGUAACACGAUUUAUUUUGUGUCUAUCUUCCAUAUUAUCAU